AUGACUGAUUUGAAGACCCUCCCUCCUAAGAAAGUCAUCAUCGUGGGUGCCGGCUUCUCGGGCUUGGCCAUGGCAUGCCAGCUGAAGCAGAACCUACGAUGUAACGACUUUGUUGUGUACGAUCGAGGGUCAGGAUUUGGUGGAACCUGGCGUGCAAACACCUACCCUGGGUGUGGUGUUGAUAUCCCAGCCGUGUUCUACAGCCUUUCCUUCGCGCCCAAUCCUGGCUUCACCAACCUCUUCCCCAAGCAGAGCGAGGUGCUGAAGUAUAUCGAUGGCGUGGCCUCGCGGCUGAAGGUCUCUCGACACAUGGUGGGACAUACUGAUUGGAUUGGAGGCCACUGGAACGAAAGCACCAAAACCUGGUCUGUCAAACUAAGAGACCUCAAUACAGGCCAGGUGUAUGCACAGACCUGUAGCGUAUUGAUCUCCGCUGUUGGGGCCUUGACAAAUCCGAUGCCUUUCAAUGCACCGGGGAAAGACAAGUUUGCCGGAGAUAUCAUCCACACGGCAAGAUGGGACCACAGUGUCUCCCUCCGCGACAAGAAUGUUAUUGUCAUUGGGAAUGGCGCCUCGGCCACACAGGUAAUACCUGCCGUAGCAGAAGAAGCUCGCUCGAUCACUCAAAUUAUGCGGUCACCACAAUACUUUCUACCCGGUGGUGAUAACACCGAUAUUACUCCGCUGUGGCAGAUGGCGUUUCGAUAUAUUCCAGGUAUCCUAUUUAUGUUGAGGCUUUUGACCUUUUUGUACUUGGAAACAUCGACUCCACAGUUCAACCUUACGGACAAUGGUGCAAAGAUGAGAAAACAAACAUCAGAUAUAAGCUCGUCUUAUAUCAAAGAAAAUGCACCCGCAAAGUAUUGGCACUUAUUGAUGCCCAAGGCUGAAGUCGGAUGCAAGCGAAGAGUCUUUGACCAUACUGGCUACGUGCCCAGUCUGCAGCGGGACAACGUUCAUCUGACCAAUGAUCCUGUUGAGCGCCUUGAAGAAGAUUCUGUUUCAACAAAAUCGGGCACGAAAUACCCCGCCGAUGUCAUAGUUCUAGCCAACGGUUUCUCCUUGACGCAUCACGACGCCCAGCUGCAAGGUCGGCACGGACGCAGCCGGACCGAACAUUGGAACGAUAUGGGCUACAUAGAAGCAUUCAACACCGUCGGCAUGUCGGGUUUCCCUAACUUCUUCUAUAUCUUGGGCCCUAAUUCUGGACGUGGGCAUACUUCUGCCGUACACUCUAUAGAGAGCUACGCCGUUCUCAUCACUCGGGUAAUCAAACCCAUCAUCUCUGGGUCAGCACUCUGUGUAGAACCAAAGCUGGACAGCGAGAGAUCCUACAACGAAAAGCUCCACCGUGCGUUGUCAAAAACCGUAUUCACGGAUUCCUGCAAUAGUUGGUACAUUGACAACAAAACGGGUCGCAACUGGGUGGUCUAUCCCUGGAGUUCAUUCUACAUGUGGUGGACAACCCAAAUAGCAGGAUUAGAGGACUGGUCUUAUGAGUUCUCCACGAAACCAAAGGGAAGAGACUCUGCCUUCAUCAUGCUCAUUGCUGCUUUGGUGCUGCUGCUGGCUUUCGGCUUGUGGUUGUACGGACUUCAACCGCUGGCUGUUACCAGACUGGAUCCGGACGAGUGGAUCACACAGAUUCCUACUUACAUGUCAUUUGGGUCGUUAUAUGCGAAGGUCAUAUAA
Molecule: messenger RNA, 1692 nt
Organism: Aspergillus melleus
Lineage: Eukaryota; Fungi; Ascomycota; Eurotiomycetes; Eurotiales; Aspergillaceae
Product: flavin-containing monooxygenase
Exons: 10
Coding region: 1-1692 (563 amino acids)
Source: RefSeq, a predicted model, not a curated record